AUGGCGAAUGGACGGAAGCCAGCGAAGAAUCGGGCAUGGGGCAAUGAGCUUCCUCUUUUGCAGGAAACAGAGCCUGGUGUUGCGAUGUCAUCGGACAUCAUCAACACAGCCAUACAGUAUGGCUCUGAAGUAACGGUUGACCGUCUAAUCAACAUUAUGGAGAAGGCUGGUCUCAACCUGCCACUGCAAGAUGCCAAGAGGGGCCAAAAUCAAUGUCCUUACUACUCGCACGGGUUGGAACUGUCAUUGUAA
Penicillium robsamsonii is the source of this 252-nucleotide messenger RNA. RefSeq lists its product as uncharacterized. Lineage: Eukaryota; Fungi; Ascomycota; Eurotiomycetes; Eurotiales; Aspergillaceae. The transcript has 2 exons. The record is from RefSeq and is a predicted model, not a curated record. Bases 1 to 252 code for a protein of 83 amino acids.